Heterostelium album PN500 is the source of this 4035-nucleotide messenger RNA. RefSeq names its product xanthine dehydrogenase (gene xdh). The transcript has 13 exons. Lineage: Eukaryota; Evosea; Eumycetozoa; Acytosteliales; Acytosteliaceae. The record is from RefSeq and is a predicted model, not a curated record. The coding region runs from base 1 to 4035 and encodes 1344 amino acids. Gene Ontology annotation, molecular function: iron ion binding; FAD binding; 2 iron, 2 sulfur cluster binding.
AUGGAACCAAAUUCAUAUAAUAAUCAAUUAAUAUUCUUUUUAAAUGGAAAUAAAGUUAUUAUUAAUAAUCCAAACCCAGAGUUAACAUUACUUACUUAUUUAAGAUCGAAUGCUGGUUUAACAGGUACAAAGUUGGGAUGUGGUGAAGGUGGAUGUGGAGCUUGUACAGUGAUGUUGUCUCAUCACUUGAAGACAGAGGAUAAGAUAGUUCACAGAUCGAUCAACUCUUGUUUGUUACCGUUGUGUUCGGUUGCCGGUUGUGCGGUUACCACCAUUGAGGGACUUGGUAAUGUAAAGGAUGGAAUGCACCCUGUGCAACAACGUCUUUCCGACCAGCAUGGAUCACAAUGUGGUUUCUGCACACCUGGUAUUAUCAUGGCACUCUACUCCUACCUCAGAUCGCACCCAAAUGCCACUCAACAUGAAAUCGAGGAGUGUUUCGACGGUAACCUCUGUAGAUGUACUGGAUAUCGUCCAAUCCUAGAUGCUGCAAGAUCUUUUGGUGUUGAUCAACCAAAAGUAGAAGAAGAACAACCAGCAGCUGUUGAGGAAUUAAGAUUACCAGAGAUUGCAUAUGCAGACGGUGUUCAAAAGGAUAAACCAGCCGAAAAUAUAUGUCCAUCGACUGGAAAGCCAUGUGAUUGUAAAUCUAAAUCUACACAUAUUCCAUCACAACCUCUAGAUUUAAAGUCAGAACCUAUUUUCCCACCAUUUUUGAUGACUUUGAAACAAGAAUCUUUGAAGUUCAAUGGUGAUAGAGUGACUUGGUAUACACCAACCACUCUUAAUGAACUAUUGAAUCUAAAGAGAUUGCACAACAAUGCAAAGAUUGUAGUUGGAAACACUGAAGUUGGAAUUGAAACAAAAUUUAGAAAUAUUGUUUAUCCAGUCAUUAUUUGUCCAUCUAAAGUUCCAGAACUUCAAAAAAUUUCACAAGCAGAGAAUGGUAUUGAAAUAGGUUCAACAAUCUCUUUGACCGAUAUUAAAUAUUAUUUAGUUGAUCUAUGUAAGAACAUUGAAGCAUACAAGACAGGAACAUUCAAAGCAAUGCUUUCACAAUUCCGUUGGUUUGCCGGAAAUCAAAUUAGAAAUGCAGCUUGUCUUGCUGGUAAUCUCGUAACUGCCAGUCCAAUCUCUGAUAUUAACCCUGUAUUAUUAGCUGCUGGUGCAAUUUUAACACUUGUAUCCAUAAACGAUAGAGGAGAAAGAAUAACAAGAAAAGUCAAUAUAAAUUCAUUCUUCAAAUCUUAUAGAGUGGUAGAUAUUCAACCGGAUGAAAUAUUGACUUCUAUCUUUGUACCAUAUACACGUGAGAAUGAAUAUAUCGAGGCAUACAAGCAAUCCAGAAGAAGAGACGAUGAUAUUGCCAUUGUCAGUUGUUGCUUCAGAGUAUUGUUGGCCAAGAAUGACGAGAACGACUAUGUCGUACAAGACUGUACUCUUGCAUAUGGUGGUAUGAACGUAAAGGCUGUCACCACACCAGCUACACAAGAGUUACUUCAAGGUCAAGUUUGGCAAAGAUCAAUACUAGAGAAAGCAUACCAAACACUUGAAAAAGAUUUACCACUUCAACAAGGAGCACCAGGUGGUAUGAUUGAAUACAGAAGAUCAUUGACCACAAGUUAUUUCUUCAAGUUCUUCUUGACAGUUAGCAAUUACUUGUAUUCCGUUUCAAAUGAUGUCAAACACAAGAUUGAAGAUAAUGAACAAUCGGUCAUUCAGAAAUAUCAAAGAGAGAUGUCAAGUGGUGAGCAAACUUAUCAAUAUCAACCACUUAUGAGUCCAGUAACAAUGCCAAUUAAACAUCAAUCAGCAGAUAAACAAGUUACUGGUGAAGCACUCUAUACUGAUGAUAUUAAACACAAUGCAUAUUCAGCUGCAAUGGUUCUUUCAACUAAAGCACAUGCUCGUAUUAAGAAUAUCGAUUCAACUAAAGCAUUAUCAAUGCCAGGUGUUAAAGGUAUCUAUUUUGCAAAGGAUAUUGAAGGUGUGAAUCAAGUUGGUCCAGUCAUUUAUGAUGAAGAGUUGUUUGCUUCUUCAGUUGUACUUUGUGUUGGUUAUCCAAUUGGUGUUGCAGUUGCCGAAACUCAUCAACAAGCAUUGGAGGCAGCAAAGGCAGUUGUCAUUGAAUACGAGGAGUUGCCUGCUGUCACCUCGAUCGAACAAGCUAUCGCUGAGAAAUCAUUCUUGAAUUGCCACCAUGUCAUCAACAAUGGUGAUAUCGUCAAAGGUUUCGAAGAGUCUGAGCAUGUUAUCGAAGGUGAAAUGAAGGUCGGUGCACAAGAGCAUUUCUAUCUCGAGACAAACGCUGCAUUGGUGAUUCCAGGUGAAGGUUCUGAAUUCAUGGUCUACUCAUCUACACAGAAUCCAACAAAGACACAAAGCCUUUUGGCUUUAACUCUUGGUGUUCCUGCCAAUCAAAUCGUUGUAAAACGUAUGGGUGGAGGAUUUGGAGGUAAAGAAACUAGAUCUAUUUUCUCUACUUGUAUUGCUGCUGUUGCUGCUCAGAAACUUAGACAUCCAGUUAGAAUCAUGUUGGAUAGAGAUGUCGAUAUGAUGACCACUGGAACUAGACAUCCAUUCAUUGGUAAAUACAAGAUUGGUUUCGACAAGAACGGUAAGAUCAUGGCUGCCGAUAUCGAUUUGUAUGCCGAUGCAGGUUAUUCAUUUGACUUGAGUGUCGGUGUAUUGGAUAGAGCCAUGUUCCACUCUGAGAAUGCCUAUAAGGUGCCAAAUAUUAGAGUGAAUGGUCGUUUGUGUAAGACCAACUUGCCAACAAACACUGCUUUCAGAGGUUUCGGUGGUCCACAAGGUAUGAUCAUUUGUGAGAUUUGGAUGGAAAAAAUUGCCAACUAUUUGAAGAAACCACCCACUGAAAUAAGACAACUAAACUUUUAUAAAGAGGGAGAGUUCACACAUUACCUUCAAGAGGUUAAGAACUGUCAACUCCAAAGAAUCUGGGAUGAAACCUUACAAAAGAGUGAUUAUUUCAAUCGUUUAGCUAAAGUUGAGGAGUUCAACAGAAAUAACAAAUGGAAGAAGAGAGGUAUUGCAAUCAUUCCAACCAAAUUUGGUAUGUCCUUUACUGUUAAAACACUGAAUCAAGCUGGUGCAUUGGUACAUGUUUAUACUGAUGGAACUGUAUUGGUGACUCAUGGUGGAACAGAGAUGGGUCAAGGUUUGCAUACAAAGAUGAUUCAGAUUGCUGCCAAGGAGUUGGGUGUUCCAGUGGAUAAGGUUUACAUCUCUGAGACAUCGACUGAUAAGGUCGCAAAUACUGCGCCAACAGCAGCAUCAGUUUCUUCCGAUAUGAAUGGUAUGGCUGUAUUGGAUGCCUGUCAACAAAUCAACGCGAGAUUGGCACCCCUCAAAGAGAAAAAUCCAAACUUACCAUUCCAAAAAUUGGUUGGUUUGGCUUUUGCAGAGAGAGUCAAUCUUUCGGCCAACGGUUUCUAUGCUACACCAAACGUUGGUUAUUUCUUCAAGGACAGUGGUGUUGGUGAUGGUUUACCAUUCAACUAUUUCAAUUAUGGAUGUGCAUGUUCUGAAGUUGAAAUCGAUACACUCACUGGAGACUACACUACAUUGAGAACUGAUAUUAUUAUGGAUGUAGGUGAUAGUUUGAAUCCGGCAAUCGAUAUCGGUCAGGUGGAGGGUGCCUACACUCAGGGUGUUGGAUGGUGUACACUCGAAGAGAUCGUUACUUUCCCCAAUGGAAAUCUUUUCACCAGAGGUCCAUCCACCUAUAAAAUACCAGGAUUCAACGAUGUUCCAAUCGUAUUCAAUGUUUCAUUGUUGAGUAAUGCUCCCAAUCCAAAAGCAAUCCAUUCAUCAAAGGGUGUCGGAGAACCACCACUCUUCCUUGGUUCAGCUGUUUACUUUGCCAUUCGUAAUGCCAUUAUGGAUGCUAGAAAUGAUCGUGAUGAUGGUUUGGCAACCAAAGAUGAAUGGUUUAAUUUAGCAACACCUGCAACAUGUGAAAGAAUCAGAAAUACAUGUAUUGAUAAAUUUACAAACCAAUUCAAUCAGAAAUAA